GCUAUAACGACACAUGUACACAGUUUCCACAAGCGGUAGUUUGGACGAGGACAAGGACGCUGUUGGUGACACUUUGGAAAAUUGCAGCCUGUGAAGCUUGCGGUCUGAUCAGAGAGCACCAUGAAUUUAAACAACUUUGUGGUACUUCCCAGCAAGCCCAAGUCAAUGAAGUUAAAUGUCAGGAAUCUCCGGGAACUGCGUAUGGAAACAGUGCAGCUGGAUCAACAUGCCAAGGAGAUGGAGAGCAGACUGGAGGAGCUCAGACAGUGUAUGAACCAGGAGAAAGAGGAGAGGGAGAAGAUGGGAGCUUCUCACUGGCGUUCAGCACAGCCCGGAGUUCAGAGCGUCAAGACAAACAAGGAGAACUCACCUCACAGACUCUCUCCAGGCAAGAUGAAGAUUAGAGUGCUGAAGGACGAGCCUGUACCAGCAGUACAGAAGCAGGUAAUAGCGGAACGAGUCGCCAAGGUACACGGCACUAACAGGAAGCUCAACCUGAGGGGAAAAGUCUGUGGACAGUGUGAAGUUCAGCUGGCCGGACUGACGUGUGCAGAAUGCGGAGAAGAUUAUUGUGUGGGCUGCUUCGUCAGAUUCCACCAGAAGGGGGCACUGAAGCGCCAUCGUAUGGUUCCCGUACAGGCAGAGCUCCAGACCCCUGUCAGCACUCGGGAUGUGUUGGGCCGCCUCCAGCAGCAGGUAAGCGGCGAGGAGAAUCAACAAGGAGCGUCCCCCAAAUCUGCUGAUGAAAGUAAAGCUACAGAGAAAAGAUCAACUCCUAGGAGCCUUUGGCCCACUUCUGAUAACAAUGUACACCACACACAGGUGUUGUUCAUGAAUGACGGUGUUGACUUGGAGGAUGAGGAGGCUGGUGAGGAAGAGGACAGCUCUCUGCAGAGAGGAGGCUUUGAUGAAGAAGAGUCAGCCAGGUCCUUCCAGGAGGCUCUGAAAGAGUGGAGAGAGGGAAGACAGAGACCAGUGUCCGUGAUGGAAACACAAACAGAGAAAGGAUCCCAGCCGUUAAUUUAUGUGGAGUUCAAGGAGGACACUUUGUGCUACAUGGAGAAACUCCUCUUGAAAAAGCACCGCAGAGGACAAAUUGAAGAAUUUCAGCCCCGGUCUGUUGUCCAACGCCGACCAGAACCACCCACACCUCCACCCGCAGAGACAGAUGAACUGAGCCGAAAACUGACAGCAGAGCGGAUGGAGUUGCAUAAAUACAUUACCUCUCUGUUCACGAUCCCUCCCGCUGAGGAUGCUGGGAAAGCGAACAGCCCUGCAGAACCCUGUUUAAGCAUCAUAGAGUUAGAUGAGAAGAUGGUUGGAGAUGCUACAUUUUACAGAUCCUUUGGAGUCAAGCAGAGAAACGAGAGCAAAAUGUUUGCAUCUGUAGGAAAUGAAGAUUUAUCUGAAGGAGGAGAUUUUGGAUAUUCGGUCUUGCCUUCCACACCGUAUUUCUCUGAGAUGACCAAAGGAUCCUUCAGUGAAUGUAAUUCUGACACAGAGAUCAGCUCUUCUUCUGAGAUGUGGCCCCAGUCUCAAGAGACCGACAAAUCUUCGCCAUCAUUGCCAAGAUCAGAAAGCUUUUCUCCACUUCAAACGAGGCUUCAGAAGUCACAGCACCUGUCGACUACCUCAGAGCCAUCUCUGUUGAAUUCACAAACAGGAAGCCAGAAAGUAGAACUCAGUGACUCUCCAAAACCGAGCCCACGGACGAGAUCUUCCGCAGCACAAUGGGAUAAACCCUCAGCGCUUCUGCCAACAUCAUCUCCUUCACUCCUAACACCCAAAUUAAAACAAACUCUCCCAGGCUUUGAGGACCAUAUUUCCACUGUCACCCCCUCUCCUGGUAGAGUGCCAUCUGUUAGGGCUUCUCAAUGUCAUCCUCCUGCUUUUCUCGUCUCUAAACAAAGUCCUAAACCUCCAGAUUCUCCAUCCCCAGGGUCUAGAUCAGCUUCCUCUCCAGUCAACCCAAUCCAGUCCAUACCUACUCAUUCAACACCUGUUUCUGAACCAAAAUUAGCUCAACUGUCUUCAGAAUUUGCUAUCACUUCCCAAAGCACUGCAGUUCCUUCAUUAAAUCCGUCACCUAGAGAAUCAUCACAGUCUGGAUUAGUCUCAGAUCGAAGCACCGUUCACCUCCAGUCUCCAAAUGGUUAA
Messenger RNA from Carassius auratus (goldfish), 2157 nucleotides. Its product is annotated as zinc finger B-box domain-containing protein 1-like. NCBI's taxonomy places the organism in Eukaryota, Metazoa, Chordata, Actinopteri, Cypriniformes, Cyprinidae. Gene Ontology annotation, molecular function: zinc ion binding. The transcript is spliced from 15 exons. The record is from RefSeq and is a predicted model, not a curated record. The coding region runs from base 121 to 2157 and encodes 678 amino acids.